Molecule: messenger RNA, 993 nt
Organism: Kickxella alabastrina
Lineage: Eukaryota; Fungi; Kickxellomycota; Kickxellomycetes; Kickxellales; Kickxellaceae
Exons: 1
Coding region: 1-993 (330 amino acids)
Source: RefSeq, a predicted model, not a curated record
AUGUUCUUGCUUCGUGUGCCUUUCAGUAUGCUCAAGCAGGCUGCGGUGUGUCAGCAGCGCUUGUUUUCUGCAUCGAUAUUUGUUGGCAAGGACAGCCCUCUGGGACAGCUAGAGAGUCUGGCCAAGUUGCUGUCUGAUGACGCUCGCAAAUCGCCCAAACCUGAUGCCACAUCUGAAGAAGCGGUGCCAACCAUGCCGAUGCUUCCAGAAUUUCCACUGGAUAUGGCGGCCAUUGCGGAAUGCGAGUCCGAAUCCGAUGCUCCAACCGUCACAAACAAGCAUCAGCCCAGCUCAUCAUUAUCAUCGGCACCGGCAUCGGCAGCAGCAGCAGCGUUAAUAAAAACCAUCGACAGACCCCAGCCAGCAACUCGCAGAAGAUGGUCGCGCGAAGAAAAAGCACGUCUUGUCAGAGUAGUCGAGCUUUGCCGCAAGAAGAGACAUGGAACGUCAGUCUGGCCGAGAGUGCAGCAUCACUUUCUGGACCGCACCUCCGUUGCGUGCCGAGACGCAUACCAGAAUAUCCUCAAACUAAACGCACAAGAAGGCUUGGCUCCAAACGAAGUGAGUCCCAGCCACCGUCUCACAAUAGAUAAGGGUAGCAGGCGGCGGCAAACGAGCUCCGAGUUGGAGAUUGCCGCAUUGACCGAUGCAGUGCGCAAGUACGGUGAACACAGUUGGACGGCUGUGGCCAGGGAGAUGGAGAGAACCACGGGGAUUGUCAGACUGAAGGGCGUGUACAGCAAUAUUUGGAACAUGAAGGUGUGCCCAAAGGCGCUGAGCGCACCGCCAUGGAGCAUUAGAAAGUCUGAGCGGCUGAAGCAGCUGGCCGAGGAGCAUGGCAGGGAUGAGGUGUUCUUGACGUACAAGUUUUUCCCCGAGUACACACCUCCGGUCAUCAAGACGAUGCUCAACCGUAUCGGCACAGAUCGGGAGGCGCUGGACUACAGGAGCCGAAAGCCCACAGUCCACAAACAUACAUUCAAAAAGAAAUGA